UAUUUAAUCAGACAACUCUGACGUUUGACAAACGCUGGUAUCUCCGAUAACAAUAUCACAUGCGAUGUACGGAUAAAGAUACUCCAAAAUGGCGGUAGAUAUCUUAGUCCUUCUUCUUGGGAGUUGGACAGUAACUGUCGCUUCGUUUUGUGACAAUGUUGCAGCACCCACAGCGUCAUCCCAGUCGGCGCCCAAACUACCCCAACUUCCGUCCACUUUCCAGACAAGGAUUGAACUAAACCUAAUAGACAAAAACACGACCGUGGACCUGGUGGAGUACUAUGACUAUGACGGUAACCGCGUGAGGAUCGACACUCUCAAGAAUUCCAUUGAAGGAAGUAAUAUCUACAGCUUUGAUACCAAUGAAAUUUUCUACGUCACAAACGGAUUCUGUAGAGUGGGAAGCAUUAAUUCGUCGAUGGGACUGGCUCUGUUCGGUGAAAUGAGAGACGAUGGCACAAUGCAUGUUAGGGACAGCAGCUUCGCAUUCAAGUUUGGCAGUAGUUACAGCGAAGUGUAUAUUGGCCAGGACAGUGUGCGGGGAAUAGUUGUUGAUCAUUGGAAAUCUUGCAUGAAAUGGGCACAGUCAAAUCGAACGUAUACGGUCGAUUACUACUUCUCAGCGGAAGGAGUUUGGAAUACGUCAUCCGGCUUUGUUAGUGUGCCUGUUCGUGCGGAAGUAACGGGACCUGGGUAUUCGGGCCCCAUGCACCAUGUGUAUGAUUACUAUAGCUUUUCGCCCUCGCUGCCCGAUGACAUCACAACUGUUUUUGAGACGCCAGUGGGAGUAAUUUGUCCAGGACGACAGAGUACUCGCGGGCUUCCUCCGAUUCCAGCCCAGUUUUACUACAGAAUGGAAGUUGUCAAUCCAGUUAUCGACUUGGUGACCACGGUUGAUGUUUGGUACGAUGAAAAGUACAAACUGGUGAGGACUGACUAUCGACCUCUGAGUCCGGGUCCGCCUACGUACAACAUCAAUCCACUGACGGAAGUACAAGACUUCAAUGCAGGUGUACGAUACAUCAAGGAUAAUGUAUAUGGGAACUGCUCUGUUUUGAGUUUGCCAAAGACAGCUUUCGGGGCCUCAGAAAACAUGUCUGCCUUCAAAACCAACGGCUCAUAUGUACUACAUAUGAAAAAUCCCCUGCAGUUGUUUUCUAUCGACUCCAAUUUUACUUUUGUGGGACAGCGUCCGUGUCGACAACUGACCUGUGACGUGUUCUCAGCUAAGAGACCGUACUACGUGGAGGAAAUGGGGACGGCGAACGCCACAAUUGAAUUCUAUUUUCUUUCUAAUAAUGAUCAUAAUUAUCCGAAUGAUGGCAACGCAGCUACUCGUGAUGUUCCCAUCCAAAUUACCAUCGACAUGGACAAGGUGGGCUUCCGCCAAGUUAUGAACAUCAUGGACUUUGACGGCAAUCACCCAGAUCUUUCAAACUUCGACGUAUCCUCUUGUUAUUCCCAAACUGCCAAAGUUCAUUUCAAAAUCAGAUUUCCUGGGGUACUACAACCUGCACUCACGGACUCGUUCAUAUACAACGCUAGGCAACAACUGGACAAAAUCAUGUACGUGUCACCUCUUCGUGUCCAAGAUGUCCGUGUAGAGUACGAUAUGGCGGAUGUGUAUCUCCUAGCAACACUCUUAGACAGAACAUCUCCUACAGCACAAUUUACGUACACCCAAGGACAAAGAUCUGAGUUUGUGGACGACAUCAUGUUUAAAAACAUCAUUGAUCCGUCAAUGUGCGCUAAGCUAUGUGUUGAAUUUGGCAACUUCACAUGCAAUAGUUUUGACCUUUGUCCUGGAAAUAGUCAGGGCUCGUGCCGACUGAGCAGACGACACAUAUCAGAAGGUUCCAGUCAUCUUGUCCAAGGAGGCGGAUGUGAUCACUUUUCAAGAACUGUUAAUGGUCUCUCAGUGACGGAGAAAACCAUAUAUGAUGCUUAUGCUUCACUAAGGAAGGCCAUUUUAUCGAAGCAGUACUUGGUACAAACCAUCAUAGAUUCCGUUCCUUUGAGAACCUAUGUUGGAGUCGAUCUUACCAUCACCUAUGGUUGGAUCCAACCUACAGCAGUACCUGUUAUUAAAGAUUUCUUUUCCUAUAGUCAGGAGAUUGUUAUACCACAGUAUGGACAAGUGUUUGUCUCAAAGGUGUGGUACAGUCAAGACUAUAAACUAGUCAGAUACGACUUCCACAAUACAAAGCCCACCGGUCCUUUCUACUCCACCAAUCCGAUGACAACCAUUCAUGACUACAACACAGGAAUUCAGUAUGCAUUGGAUAGGUUUUAUGAGAACUGUACAAUGUCUGCAAUACAACCCGGAGCCUUCGACAGUACCCUGGAUUUCUCCGAAUUAAUCACUCGUGGUUCGUAUGUGGUGAAACUGAAGAGUCCAAUGGACGUUUUUCAUUUGACACCCCAAAUGCGUUUUAUUGGCCAGAGAACUGUGAGAGAUUUCUUGACAAAUGUAUAUGAAGCUGUACUUAAAAAUUAUACAAUGCCUGGUUUAAACGGACGGUUCACAGCUAUUGUCGAAUACUAUUUUAUAACGAAUGGUUGGGUGGAGAGUGCAAGUAGCGAUGCUGGUGAUACCAAACAAUAUUUGGUCAAGACUGACAUGAUUAUCAUUGAGAAAGCAUUAGUAAUUACCACAAAUUACUACGAUUUUGAGUACUUCGAACCCGAUCUAUCACUGUUCGACGUUAGAAAAUGUUUCACAGCCACAGAUCAGCAUCAGUUUCGGCUAACUUUUCCAGGACAGUAUCAUCCGUAUUUGGAUAUCUAUGAGAAAGUGUUCCAAUUAGAAACCUUAGAACAGAUGUCAAGAGCAUCAGGUGCAUCGAUCCUGCGCUUCCAAGAACUUUCUAUCAACUAUGACCCUUUCAAUAUAUACGUUUCAGCAACAAUUCUGGGACGGACGCCAUAUUUAACGGAGUUCACAAAAUUUCCGACACCUGUCAAGAAUCUUGGUAGUGACGCCUUGUUUGCAAAUCUGAAAUCUGCGGACGAAUGUGCCAAUGCCUGUCUAUCUAUAAAUCGGUUUCCAUGCAAUAGUUUUGACUACUGUUCCGAAACCAACAAGUGUUACCUAAGCAGACAACAUGUUUCCACUGGAAACGCACCGUCAGUCAACAAUUCUUGUCAACAUUAUUCUAAAACGGUGAACGCCUCCUCGGUUCCGGCUCCUACAUUGGUGGUGGCCUACAGCAACCUCAAAAAUGCAGUAUAUGGUGGUCAGUUGAGAGUUGUAAUUAGUGCCAAUAAUCACACUACACUUUACAAAGCAGCUUCCAUUAAAGACAUUCUAUCGAGUUCCAGUGACGGCGGUCAGGGUGGUCCGAUGAUGAAGCACUUCACUGAAUACAAGCAGAAUUCUAUAAUGGUUAAGAGCGACUUCUCACUGAAUGGUAUUGCUGUGGACGACUGUGCCACUGAGUGUCUUACGGAAGAACUAUUUGACUGCCAGUCUUUUGUGUAUUGCACGGGACAGAAGCUCUGUCUUCUUAGCAAGGUUCAUCCAGAUUUGAACCAGACGUUUGUUCAACCUCACAAAUUCUGCGAUCUGUAUACAAGGCAAUAUUUGGACCAUUAUAAUGCGAAGCCCGGAACCACCUUUCCCACAAAUGCUGACAACGUCAUCAUGGCAGUGCCCACCCCGAAUCUCUGCGCAAAAGAGUGCACGGUUACUGGUAGUUGUAAAUCAUUUGACUACUGCUCAGACUCCAAAACAUGUAGAUUGAAAAAUACGCAUGAACUAGACGCACCAAAUGCAGUGUUUGAGAAAACCCCAAAUUGUAAUCACUAUUCACGAAAAUAUAUCGACGACUUUAAAUUUGUGGAGGGAAAACAGAUGAACUUUGGGAAAGUUUUAGAGUUUGAUGGAGUAUCGGUGGAUCAAUGUGCGAAGUUGUGUGUAGAAGAGGAAGAUGUGCAUUGUCGAACCUUCGCUUACUGUGAUAAAUACAAGCAGUGUAAAUUAAUGACUCAAACCCCAAGACAGGUUGGUCCAGGGUACAUCUCCUCAAGUGGCCUCUGCAACCUUUACAUAAGAGUCUAUAACCCUUCAUCUUCAUUACCAAGUAAUACUUCCAAAGUAAUCUACAGAAAUUUAUCACCACAGUCAUCUCACUCAGAUUUAGGCCUUCUUCUGGGGACAUCGUUUGGUGUAUUUAUAUUUGGUCUCGUGUUAGGAGGAGGGGCGGUUUACUUUUUCCGGAAAUACAAAAGGAAAGACGAUGAGAUCACCAUGGACAUAUUAGCAAAUGAAUCUGAUUGAAUUUAUUGAACAUUACAUUUUUUUGGAAUUUUGACAGUGGAAUAAUAGAUAUUCCUGGGAUUUCAAUGUUGACGCUGAAAGAAAUCGGCGUCCGUAGUUUGAACUCCUACCGGUGUAUAAAGUGCGGGAUUGGACCAUUCUAUCAUUACUUGAUCACCUGGGACUUGUUGUGUCCAGUACUGUUAAGCUAUAAAGAAUUUGUUCUAUUUCAUUUAAGAGAUAAAUAUAUAUUUGAUUUUAAACUGUGUCGACCGUAGACAAAACAUUAAUUAUGCGUUCGGUGUUUUCAGAAACAUCUACAAAACGGAAAUAUCUUAUCGCAUAAAUUCUGCCCAACUCGAUCAGCAUAAUUUCUAGUACAGUGCCCAACAUGUUAGUAUCAUGUGCUAUACAUAGAAAAAGCUGUCCUGUUACCUUGAAAACACCCCCUAACAAAUUCGAACAUUUUAACGUUAAAACUUAAUUAAAAAAUGCCUACAUUUCCAAAAAAUAUAACGAUUUAUGUAGAUAUUUGGAGACACAAAUAAUAUUUAGAAUUUUGAAAUGAAAAGAUAUUAUGUCUUAACGCAUCUAUAAACUCGUUUUAUUUCAUGGGGAUUGUUUAGGUACAAUUUUCUAUUGAUUAGAAACUUCAGCUUUGGAGUUGAGCCAAUUGGCUAUUGUUUUAGUAUUCAUGAAAUGAGAACAAACAUUUUAAUUAACAACAUAUGGUACUAUUGUUAAGGAUUGGAAGCUAGGCUGGAACUUUGCAGGAGAAAUCAAGCCAAUUUUACAUCGAAAAUUAUGAUCUACAACAGGAUAUUUAAAAGUUUUUCAUAUAAAUUACUAUUUUAAGCAA
Molecule: messenger RNA, 5117 nt
Organism: Ostrea edulis (European flat oyster)
Lineage: Eukaryota; Metazoa; Mollusca; Bivalvia; Ostreida; Ostreidae
Exons: 31
Coding region: 89-4279 (1396 amino acids)
Source: RefSeq, a predicted model, not a curated record